This is a messenger RNA of Melanaphis sacchari, 1122 nucleotides long. Its product is annotated as SET and MYND domain-containing protein 4-like. Lineage: Eukaryota; Metazoa; Arthropoda; Insecta; Hemiptera; Aphididae. The transcript has 6 exons. Gene Ontology annotation, molecular function: protein binding. The record is from RefSeq and is a predicted model, not a curated record. Bases 43 to 1122 code for a protein of 359 amino acids.
UCUGAUUCAUUAAAAUGUAUUGAAAUACAAAAUUCAAAAGAAAUGGGAAAAGGACUAUUCGCAUCAAAAAACAUAAAACCUGGUGAAAUACUCAUCGUAGAAGAGCCUAUUGCUGGUGUAUUUAAAAAUAAUAAGUGGAUGUUUAACUGCAAUUAUUGUUUCAAACGAUGUUUAUCAGCCAUACCGUGUUCGAAAUGUUCACAGGCUAUCUAUUGUGAUGAGACGUGUUUACAAAAAGCCUACGCCAGUUACCACAAUAUAGAAUGUUCAUUAGUCUAUCCUCUCAAAGAGGAUCCAACUGUUGAACCCACUCACGAUUUGGCUUUACGUUGUUUUAUACAGCUCAUAAAUGUAAUGGGCAUUGAAUAUUACAGUUCAAUGGUACAAAAGUAUAAUGAAUCAAACUUAAGUUUUGACGAAAGCAGCAAUUAUUGUAUGGAAUUAUUUUAUUCAAUUUAUGCACUGGAUGGAAAUGAAACCAAAAGAACAACAUCCAAUUUAUUUUUUAUGUAUUGUACUGCAUCAAUGAUGGUGUCUCUAUUGUUGUUAAAUGAAUAUGAUAUCCCUUCAAAUUUGUUAGGCACCGUUGGUGAAUCGUUAGUUCAUUUGCUGUGUAUAGCUAACUUGAACUCGUAUGCGUCUAUAGAGCUAUCUAAAUAUAUAGGCAAGAACAGCAAUAAUAUUGUCUCAAAUCGACUAGAAACUUUUGAUUCUAUCGCUUUAAUUCUAUGCUCAGUGUACAGUUUGAUAAAUCAUUCGUGCGAUCCAAAUGUGAUGGUUCAAACGUAUAGUGGUAUAGAAGUAACUCGGGCAAUUCAACCAAUUUCAAAAGGAUCCCAAGUAUUUACUGACUAUGGUGUCAAAUUUAUGUCACAUAACAAAGAAAAACGCAAUGCACAUUUAUUUGAUCAAUACCAAUUUCAAUGUCAUUGUCAGGCGUGUAUUAAUGAUUGGCCCAACUAUGCAUUGCUGGAACUCAAUGAAUUAUUUAUUGGCUAUGAUCUACUUCCUACUAACAAAGAGGACUAUAACCAGCUUAGUAUUCCAAAAUCAACUCUAUCAAAAUUCAAUGAAAUUAACUACUUUUUGUCUAAGACGCCAAAAAUACAUGACAUUAACUAA